Messenger RNA from Phascolarctos cinereus (koala), 396 nucleotides. Lineage: Eukaryota; Metazoa; Chordata; Mammalia; Diprotodontia; Phascolarctidae. The record is from RefSeq and is a predicted model, not a curated record.
AUGAGCUGCUAUGGCAGCUAUUAUGGAGGCCUGGGCUAUGGCUAUGGUUAUGGCUCUGGUUAUGGCUGUGGAUGUGGCAGCUUCCAUGGCCUACGCUAUGGCUUUGGCAACUAUGGCUAUGGAGGCCUAGGCUAUGGUGGCUAUGGGUAUGGCUGCUGCUGUCCAUCUUGCUAUAGAAGAUCUGUGAAGCCUGACACAAUGAGCUACUACGGCAGCUACUAUGGGGGCCUGGACUAUGGCUAUGGCUCUGGUUAUGGUUGUGGAUGUGGAAGCUUCCGUGGCCUAGGCUAUGGCUUUGGCGGCUUGGGUUAUAGAGGCCUGGGCUAUGGUGGCUAUGGCUAUGGCUGUUACCACCCAUCUUGCUAUGGAAGAUAUUAUUCCUAUGGCUUCUACUGA